Messenger RNA from Ciona intestinalis (vase tunicate), 2698 nucleotides. RefSeq lists its product as uncharacterized. NCBI's taxonomy places the organism in Eukaryota, Metazoa, Chordata, Ascidiacea, Phlebobranchia, Cionidae. The record is from RefSeq and is a predicted model, not a curated record.
CAAACUAAUUGUAUUAGAAGUUUAAUGUUCGAAACUACAAAACCAUUUUAGCCAGGUAUUACUCUUUUUUAUUACUCGUGGUCGAUGAAUUGUAGGUCAUAAUAUAUUAUGCGCGGCGUGAGCCAAACAUCAUGUUCCUUCGCAAUACACGUAGUAUUGGUAAUUUUAUUCAUAACGAUGUUGUCUAUUCUCAAUAUCGUACAUGUAUGUUGAAACACACGACAUUACAAUGCGAUGGCAGCAUACAUCGCUUGAAAAUUAAAUCAGAGUAUUUUAUAUGCUGUUAUCGCAGGGAGAGUUUAGUUUCCAUUAUUAAACGCAUGUGCCGCGUGAUGAUAUAGUAGGGUGGGGGAAAUGGGACACCUUUGGCAGGUUGAAAAUGUGUCCCAUCUCCCCGCCCCCCACCCUACUAUAUAACAAGUUUGCGUUAUUAACCGCAUGCGCCGCGUGAUGAUACUGAUAUAACAACCUUACCGAGACGCGGCUGCGACUUGCCUUAUGACACAUAAGCAUAUGCCACUUGUAAUUAAAACACGAAUCACUAUACGAAAAUAUAACUACGUCACGGAUCAACGGAGUAACCGGAUGAUAUCACCUUUGUACAUAAAUGAAAUAAGUUUCUAUAACAUCUAAAUAUACAGUAACUGGGUGCGUUAGAGUCGGAAUAUCAAAAAAAUAAGUAAGUUGAUUGUUAAAGAAAACAUCAUGCGGAAAUGUUGGAUUCAGGUGAUAACGGUUUCCCAUUUUACCCCACAGUACUGUACCUCUUUAAUCUUAUGCGUGCACACAUUUACAAUAUAAAUACACCAGGGGAUAUUAUAUAUAUACACAGCAAAUAGUCGAUCAGGUCUCAUGAGUUUAUUUUUUUCAUUGGACCAUUCCGACAAAAUCACAUAACAUGUGUGUAAUAGCGUGGAUAGGAGAUUAUGUACAAAUAUGGUUAUCGUUUAAUCAUGCAUUUCUUAAUACGUAACAAUUGGAAUUAGAAAUAGUAAUGCGUAAUACAUGAGUCGUAUUCCGGCCUUUGACAAAACAAUUAGUCUUUCAAAAAGCGAGACAAGCGUAUCAGAGAAAUUUAUCUGCAGAAAGUCUUGGUAAAUUGCUAAAUAUUCAAAGAUGAAAACGUUUCUUGCUGUGGUUGUGAGUUUAGUUGUAAUACAUUGUUCUCUCGCUGCAAACUUUACGAAUCACUAUGUCAACUGUGGAGUAGACUGUCUUCAAAGAUUUCUUGAAUGUAAUAUCGAAGGUAACAAAGAAACAGGAAUAAAAUGUGCCAAACCCAAUGAAACAUUUAUAGAAACGUUCUUUGGUGGUACAUGUCCAGAUGAGGCACAUUGGAUAUUUUCAGCGAUCAACCAACAAUGUAGUGGGAAUUGCUACGAUGCCACAAUUGAGGCAAAUUACACAUGUUCUGUAUCGAAUAGCACUAUUAAAGUUGCUAAAUCGCGCUGUUAUAACCAAAACUGUUCUGGAAUAUGGCUUGAGAUAAAUUCAACAAGUUGUAAUGCCAACUGCGGCGGCGGAGCUCAAAUAAAAACUAGAAGAUGCUUUGACAAGAACGGAAACAUUACGAAGAGUUCAUACAAUUGUCAAGGAACAAACGGCGAUAAGACGACACAGUUAGUAAAUGUGGUCACCUGCAAUACUCAUGAAUGCCCGGGAAACAAUUAUACAACAACAAUCAAACCAAGUCCCUUAAGUGAUAGUCUACCCAUGUAUAUAUACAUUAUAAUAGGCUGUGGUGCAGCUUUCUUAUUAAUUGUAGUGGUAAUUGUAGUUUGCAUAAUAUGUUCAAAACGCAAACCAAGCAAACCUCAACCACACAAAACAAAACAGUUUGAUACUGUUCUAACAAAUGAACACGGUUCACUAUCGUCACAUGAAACAAAACCUGAACCACUCAAAACCAGUCCACACGAUUUUGAUCAAAACAGGAAGAGUGAAAAGGAAACAUUGGAAAGUGGUACAAACGCAACAGAUUGUGAAAGUGGUGGAGUGGUUAUAGAUAAUGAUGUGAUAUCUUACAUCACAAUGCAUAGCCUUCGAAAAUCAAUACCGGAACCCGAUUGGAUACCAAGUGUUGAACUAUAUGGCAAAGGCGACAACCUAGUCGCAUCUUCAGCAACUGAUUCUGAAUCGUGGGAAUCUGAGUCGAACGAUGAAAAGGAAGGAAACCCGAAUAUAAAGCGUGAAAGAACCCGCAAGGUUCGGAAAAGCAAGAAGACAAGAAGAACUUUGAAACAAGUCCCCACAGAUAUGGAUAAACAAUACGACGUGCCAAACGUGUUUCCAAGUAUACCCGACAUAUAUGCAGUUAAAACUGAGGUGAACAAUACUACACCAGAAGGCUCCGAUUCUGCUUACGAUAGUUUAAACAACAUCCCAAAACAACGUUUUACGUCAAGACCUUCACCCGUGCCGAGAACCAGUCGUAUUCGCCACAAUAAAAUAACAUUGUGAGCAAAAUUAAUUCAAGCAAACAAAUUUCCCACCAAGCCAAGCAAUUAAACUUUCAUAAAAAAAAAACUUUUUUUUAAGUUUGUUUAAAACGAAAUUCAGCGCGAUAUAGUUGAACCAUAUUUCUUUAGAUGUUUACUGUAAUAGCAAACACUUGCAACAUUGUCUUUGAUUAUCUGUUUAAUAAUUUUACAUCGCGCCUGACUUAAUUUUAAAUCGCGCAUGACUGGAGUACUUGCAU